Molecule: messenger RNA, 923 nt
Organism: Hordeum vulgare subsp. vulgare (domesticated barley)
Lineage: Eukaryota; Viridiplantae; Streptophyta; Magnoliopsida; Poales; Poaceae
Exons: 1
Coding region: 103-648 (181 amino acids)
Source: RefSeq, a predicted model, not a curated record
UAUCAUCCUACAUACAAUAAUAAACCAAGAAAGAAACACACCUACUCUACACUGGCUCCAGCAGAGUGUACUUUUCUAUACGCGCUCGUACGUUCGAACCACAUGGGAGAGUGGGAGACGCGAAACCGCUCCUCGCCGUCACCAGGCACCACCACCCCGCUCCACUCCACCCCUCUCCCCACACACUGGCGGAUCAGCUCGACAACUCCUAUAAAUCAGCACCACCAACGCCACGGAAUCUCCCACCUACGCCUCCAACCACCGUCCACCAAGAUACAUAGUACAUUCUCCCGGAAUCAACCGGAGCAGGAGCGGUCGAUCGAGAUGGGGAGUCAAGGCAAUGCAUCCUCCUCGUCGUCGUCGUCGUGCCGCGGCCGGCGGGGCCCGGCAGGGUUCGGGCUGGCGCUGGCCCGGCUGGUGCGGAGGCUGCGGAGGCGGAGCAAGAUGCUGGUGUGCACGGCGGCUCCCACGGGCGCGUCGUCCCGGUGCCUCCAGUACGACCCGCUCAGCUACGCGCGCAACUUCGACCGCGACGGCUUCGGCUCCGCGCUGGACGACGACGUCUCCGGCGCCGCCCACCUCUGCCACCACUACACCUUCGCCUCGCGCUUCGUGCUCUCCUCCUCCGUCGCCCGGCAGACGCAGUAGGACGUCCCGCCGGCCGGCGAGCGAGCUGGUCGCAACUCGCAAGUAGCACUAGCGUAGCGCAGUAGCCAGAGCUGCUCUGUUCUUUGUUUCGUUCUUUGUCCCCCGGCUGCAGCCAGCGGAGCGGAGUAGCUCUAGCUGGUCUGCGUGUUCAUAUGUGGGGUCGAUUUCCAGGCCGGCCUCCUUGUCUCCUAAAAUUUGUGGCCAGUGGAGAGCUGCAGGAAGAUUAGCCAAGUGGAUGAAAUGCUUUCAAGAUAUAAAAGCAAGCAUUUCUUGAA